GAGAUAUUUCACGCAGUUUUUAUAAGCGUCCAAUCGCUCGGAUGAAGAUGAGUGCAUGCCAAAGAAGUUUGGAUGAUAUUUUGGCUGAAAUUCAUAAAAAAGAACUCGAAAUUCAAUUGCUUAAGGAGGAACUUCAAUUAUCAGAUGACAUAGGAUGUACAAAUCCACCCCCUACUUUGUUUCAACACAAGGAAAGACUUACUAACGCAGAAAUCUCCAGGUACAGUCGCCAGCUGAUACUUCCAGAGAUUGGUGUCAAAGGUCAGCUAUUGCUAGGUAAAACAGCUAUACUGAUAGUGGGAGCAGGAGGGCUAGGUUGCCCAGCAGCAAUAUAUCUCGCUGCAGUAGGAAUAGGUAAGAUAGGAAUUGUUGACUAUGAUGAGGUUGAACUGAGCAACUUGCAUCGACAGAUCCUGCAUACAGAGAGGAAAGUGGGCUUGGCUAAGUGUCAGUCAGUUGUCGGAGCAUGUAGAGGGUUGAACUCGUUUGUAGAGUGCGUGCCUCACCAUGUGCAGUUUGACAGCUCCAAUGCCCUGGACAUUGUAAAACAAUAUGACAUCGUGCUGGAUGCGUCAGACAAUGUGGCCACUCGGUACCUUCUCAAUGAUGCCUGCGUGAUAGCCGGCAAGCCUCUAGUGUCUGGAAGUGCUCUCAGGUUUGAAGGACAGUUGACAGUGUACAACCAUGAAGGGGGGCCAUGCUACCGUUGCUUAUAUCCCAAACCUCCCCCAGUUGAGGCUGUCACCAAUUGUUCUGACGGAGGUGUCCUUGGUGUUGUGCCUGGAAUCAUAGGCAGUCUUCAGGCCCUAGAGGCUAUCAAACUUGCCUGCAAGAUGGAAUCCAGUUACAGCAGGAAACUGCUACUGUUUGAUGCCCUGGAUGGUCGGUUCACAGCAAUCAAACUGAGGGGCCGGCAACCCUCGUGUCCUGUGUGUGGGGACAGCCCCACCAUUGUGAGGGGCAGCCUAGUGGACUAUGUGCAGUUCUGUGGGGCCCAGGCCUCUGAUAAGGACAAAGCUUUGACAGUGCUCAAACAGGACGAAAGAAUAACAGUACACGACUACAAGCAGUACAUAGAGGAGCGAAGACCGCACGUGCUGGUAGAUGUAAGGGAACCAGUGGAGAUGGACAUAUGUCGUCUGCCUUCCCCCGCCAUCAACAUAUCUUUACAAAAUAUAGACAAGAAGGACAGCAUAUUGUUGAUUCAGCAAAAUCUCCAGGAAUUAUCCGCACGUGAAAAUCAAGACAUUCGUCAAGUUCCGGUUAUAUGCGUCUGUCGUCGCGGUAAUGAUUCCCAGCUUGCUGUGCGCAAGCUUCAACAGGCUCUAGAAGGCGGAGUGCCAAUAUGUGAUAUUCUUGGCGGGCUGAUGUCAUGGGCCAAGCACGUGGAUCCAAGUUUUCCGACGUAUUGAGAGUGCGCGUUGUAUUAUUUAUUUGUAAUGCAAUAAAACAAGAAGAUAUUA
This is a messenger RNA of Dreissena polymorpha, 1463 nucleotides long. RefSeq names its product adenylyltransferase and sulfurtransferase MOCS3-like. Gene Ontology annotation, molecular function: adenylyltransferase activity; URM1 activating enzyme activity; thiosulfate-cyanide sulfurtransferase activity. The coding region runs from base 42 to 1412 and encodes 456 amino acids. Gene Ontology annotation, biological process: tRNA wobble position uridine thiolation; protein urmylation. Gene Ontology annotation, cellular component: cytoplasm; cytosol. The record is from RefSeq and is a predicted model, not a curated record. NCBI's taxonomy places the organism in Eukaryota, Metazoa, Mollusca, Bivalvia, Myida, Dreissenidae. The transcript has 12 exons.